Messenger RNA from Frieseomelitta varia, 3049 nucleotides. RefSeq names its product chromosome partition protein Smc-like. The record is from RefSeq and is a predicted model, not a curated record. Lineage: Eukaryota; Metazoa; Arthropoda; Insecta; Hymenoptera; Apidae.
UGAAAACGGCGAUCAAUGCAGGUCGCUCCAUCGGCGAUGAAGAUAUUUGUCGCCUGUUUUGUAACCUGGGUGUUGACAAACCAUGGAAUCAUACUCGCGAGCGGUCUCGACGCGCAGGAUCAGAGAAACGAUGACCAACUAAAGGAUGUGAGACACGAUGGGAUACGGCACGGUAAUCACGGAGAGACAGUCUCGACGCUCGAUACAGAAUCGUUCUCCUCUUCGUCCGUGCAAAUAUCGUCGAAACAUGCGGCGUCAUCAUCGUCGGCCACUGUGAAGAAUGAGGAACUCGAUAUCGAGAAAGAGAAAGCGUCGUCAAAAUCGGAAGAGCGAUUCGCCAGCGACGUUUCGAUCGUGGACGAGUUACUCUCUAAGGAGAAAUCUAUCGCCGAAACUGAGAGCGGCGCGGGGUCGGUUUCCGACGAGUGGAAGAAAGUCGUUGAGGAAUCUGCCGAGCAGGAGGAAAUCGCCAAGACGUACGUGAAGAAGAGAGGGCCGACCAAGACAUGGAGCUGGAGCAGCGUGAGCAACGAGUCGAGGAGUUCCUUCAGCGAGGAACUCGAGUUUCUCAGGAAGGAGAAGACGAGGUCGGAGACUAGGAUCAAGGCGGAACUGGAGGCACGAGCAAAGGCGGAGAAUGAGGCGGCAGAGGCUCGAAGGUUGUUGAAGCUGCAAUUGACGGCGCUUCAUGAGGCGCAGGCCAAGGUUCAGGCAGAGGCGAAAGCUCGAGCGAAAGCGGAAGCUCUGGUAAAAUCGGAGUUCGAGGCUGUGGCUGCCGCUCGAGCAGUGGCGAAGGCUAGCUCCGAGGAGGCAGCGCAGGCUAAGCUAAAGGCGAGGCUGGAGCAACAGGCUCGUUCCAUGCUGCAGGCCAAGGUCAUCUCCAUCUUGGAUGCUCAUUCCACCGUCAAAGAAGAAAUCGUGAUCACGGAGGAACUGAAGAAAAAGGCGAGAGCCUCGGCGGAAGCUUCGAUGGCCAGGAGCGCGGCUACAAAGGAAGCUGUCAAGUCGAUCAGAAUCGCGGCGAUAUCACGAGCAAACGCCGCUAUGAAGGCGUUGGCCGCUCAGAGGGCCACCGUUGUUCAGGCGGCUUCCGCUGCCAACGCUAAAGCGGCAGCCAGUGCACUAAGCGCCGCGGUCGAGCAGGCUGUGAUCUCUUCGAGAACUGCGGCGAUUUUGCAAGCGGAAGCACUUGCCAUAAUUAACAGGACUGUACAGGCAGCCCUUGCCGAAGGGGCCGCCAUCGACUAUGCGAAAUAUAGAACCGAGAUACACAAGAACGCGAUUGCAAGGGCGAAAGCUUCCGCGGAAGCGGCUGCUAGCGCGGCCGCCGCUGCGGCUGCCGCUUCUAAUAAAUUGAUAAGCUCGCAGACGAACGCUCUGGGUGUUGCCACCAAGUUGGCUGCCUCUCAGGCAACCGUGGAAGCCCUAGCGGAAACCGCUCUGGUGGAAAUUAACGCUGCAGCCAAGGAGGAAACAGCCACCCUGGCGGAACUAAAUGCUGAAGUUUCUGGUCUUGAAGCCGCGGCCGCGGCCCAUGCCAGUCCGCUUCAAGGUGUAAGGAACGGAGUCGUCCUCGGAUUGGAUUCCUCUGGCAGCAAGCUCAACGAGCAACAGGCGGCAGCAUUGCGGAGAACGGUGGAAGAUGGGAGGAACGAAGGGAAAGCAAAGGGCAGGGAGUCGACACCUUCGGAACACCAAGCCACGCUGCUGAAACAAUAUUUUCAAACCUCGACGGGUUUUGCUAUUUUCACAACUGUCGGCCGUGGUAUAAAUCCGUCGGUGGUCGGACAUUCGGUAUCAAUUCGCGAAGCGUCGUCGAACAUGAAGAUUCUAGCACUGCUCGUAACGUGCCUGUACCUUUUGGGGCUCGCUUCGGCCGGCUCGAGUUCCUCCCUGCUGGAGCUUGCGAGGAGUAGAGCAUCGGCCACCGCGUCUACCGCUGUCACCGCCAGAUCCGGGCUGCGUGCUGGCCAGGUGGCUGUUGCCUCGCAGAAAGAUGCCGCGCUUCAGGCAGAGUCUGCGGCGGCGGCCGCUGCCGAGGCACGCGCCUCCGCCGAUCAAACGGCCAGCUUGACCGAGGAGUCGGCGACUGCGCAAUCGGAGGCAGCAGCGAAAGCGAAAGCAUCGGAGGAAGCGGCAGCGGGAGCAGCCAACGCCGGACUGGAGGCGAAAUCGGUCGCUGAAUCGGCCAGUUCUGCAGCUAGAGAGGCUGCCGCAUCUGUGAAGGCGUCCGCUUCCGCAGUAGCGUCUGCCGCUGUACAGGCGAGACUCGCCGAGAAGACAGCAAAAGCUCAAGCCGCAGCCUCGGCUGAAGCGAGGGCCAAGGCUGAAGCCGCUGCUGAGGCGACGGCGGCAGCCAGCGUAGCCGCCGAGGCAGCCCUGAAGGCCGAGAGACGAGCGGGAGAAGCGAUCGCUAGGGCAGCCGCGGCCAAAGCAGCGGCCAGGGCUGCCGCAGCUGCGUUAGCCAGCUCGAAGGAAGCCGCCGCGAACAGCGCGAGAAGCGCCUCCCAAGCUGCGGCCAGGAACGAGGUCGCUGUGCUGAUCGCCGAGUUGGACAAGAAGAGCAGGGAAAUCGACGCCUCCCUAUCGGCCAGCGCACGCGCCGCCGCCCAAGCUAGCUCGAGAAACUCCGAGACGGCUGUCGUCGGGGCUGACAUCGACUCUGCCCAGGGGAUCAUUGUGAGUCCGAGUCCGAAACCGACUCCGCCGCCAUUGCCGAGCCCGAAACCGACUCCGCUGCCAUUGCCGAGUCCGAAACCGACUCCGCUACCAUUGCCGAGUCCGAAACCUGCACGGGGAUCGUCUGAGUCGAGCAUAGAGAUCAGCGCAGAAGCAAGCGCGGAGGAAAGCAGUCGCGUGUCGAUAAAAGAAAAAGAGAAAGGAUCAUCAUCAAAUUAAGAUGACGGGAUACAAUUCUCAGGGAACGAAUCUCGUUCGAAAAUAAAUGUUUGGUUGUUGAUGUAUUCGUUGUUUCUGGAGGAAAUGUUCAUGCCUAAUAGUUAGACGGAGAAUUGUAACGAUGAAAAAUAAAUUUAGUAUACACGUAAAA